AAGUAGGGAGGACCAGAACCAGACGCACGGGCGAGGCAGUUUCGCCGGCGGGGAGAAACUCCGAGGAGCGAGGACUACGAACUCAGGCGGCGGGAAGGCGAGCUCGCCGUUAUCCCGAUGGCAGCGCACAAAGGGGGCGACGCGCCACCUGCCGGCGGCGGCAGGAACGGGAUCAUGCAGCUCAAGGACCUGGUCCCGGCGGCAACCAACACGGUGAACACCACCUUCAUCGUGCUCGACAAGGCGGCCCGCGCGAACGCGCACGGCAGGGAGGAGACGUGCCUGUCGCUGGUGGCCGACGAGACGGCGGCGGCGCACUUCCUGCUGUGGGGCGCCGAGUGCGACGCCUUCGAGCCCGGGGACAUCGUGCGCCUCACCAGCGGCAUCUUCUCCUACCACAGGGGCAGCAGCCUCGUGCUGCGCGCCGGCAAGAGGGGGCGCGUGGAGAAGGUGGGCGACUUCACCAUGCUCUUCGUCGAGACGCCCAACAUGAGCGAGCUGCGGUGGGGGCGCGAUCCGGCCGACCCGAGGAAGAUGGUGCAGGAGGCCGUCGUCUCGCACUACUCCCAGGUCUUCAAGCCGCCGCACUGAUGAAUUGAUGAUGCCGGUGACGGCGGCGUUGCAUGCAGCCAGGAUCCCACGGUGGAUGCCGUCAUCCGAUUGUGCAACAAGUGAUUGUGAUGAACGUUCUAUGCGGACUAAAUUUCGCUUUGCACCGAGAGUAUAUCUAACUUGUGGCAGUUUGCAUCAGAUAUU
Messenger RNA from Lolium perenne, 756 nucleotides. RefSeq lists its product as uncharacterized. Gene Ontology annotation, cellular component: SOSS complex. Gene Ontology annotation, molecular function: DNA binding. Gene Ontology annotation, biological process: double-strand break repair via homologous recombination; mitotic G2/M transition checkpoint; response to ionizing radiation. NCBI's taxonomy places the organism in Eukaryota, Viridiplantae, Streptophyta, Magnoliopsida, Poales, Poaceae. The record is from RefSeq and is a predicted model, not a curated record.